ACUUCUGCUAAGGAAGGGAUAUUAGUCUGUGAAAUUUUUUUUAUUGAGUUGAGAAUGGUUACCUUGUGCAAACUGCAACCUUAUAGAAUUUUUUUAUUCAUUGAGAUGGGAAUUGGGAUUGGAGUAUAAUGUACAUGUAAAGGGGUAACUAGCCAUCAAAAAAGAAAUAAACUCAUUCUAAAGCAACUCUUGUUUGACAUGAAUAAUAAACAAAAGUGUAAAUGGCACAACAGUACCAACUCCUGAAGUUGCACAUUAUAUGCAAAAAAACAGCUUCAGCUUUGUUGGAAGAGUUGACCUCCAUUCAACCAAUCUCAGCUUCUCUAAUACAAUCAAGAGAUAAUCAAAUGUGGUUUUUUGGAAGAAGAAAAUCAUCUGGAAUUUCAAAUUUUUCAACAGCAGAAGAAGUUACCCACGAAAUUGAUGGUAGCAGCCUUACUGCCAUUGUCACAGGAGCGUCAAGUGGCUUGGGUGCUGAAACAACACGUGUUCUUGCUUUACGCGGUGUUCAUGUUUUCAUGGCAGUCAGGAAUAUGGCUGCUGGAAGAGAUAUCAGGGCAAAAAUACUCGAUGAAAAUCCAUCCGCGAAGGUUGAUAUUAUGGAGUUGGAUUUGAGCUCAAUGGCUUCUAUUAGAAAAUUUGCAUCAGACUACAAGUCAUUGAAUUAUCCCCUGAACCUUCUAAUAAACAAUGCAGGAGUGUUUGCCUGCCCUUUUACUCUCUCCCAAGACAACAUAGAACUGCAAUUUGCAACAAAUCACUUGGGUCAUUUUCUUCUGACACAUUUGCUGUUGGACAUCAUGAAAAACACAGCAGCAGAAAGUGGUAAAGAGGGAAGGAUUCUUAUUGUUUCAUCACAAGCUCAUCGACUUGCAACUUGUGGAGGAAUUCGUUUUGAUAGCCUUGGCACUUCCUCGGGGUACUCCAGUUUUUUCGCAUAUUGCCAAUCAAAACUCGCCAACAUUUUGCAUGCUAAUGAACUAGCAAGACUUUUGAAGGAUGACAGGGUUAAGUUAACUGCUAAUUCUAUUCAUCCUGGAGUCAUAUAUACAAAUAUUCACCGCUAUAACAGCUUUUUCAACGGAGUAUUUUAUAUGCUUAACAAAAUUUUCCUCAGAGAUGUUCCACAUGGAGCAGCAACAAUAUGUUAUGUGGCUUUGCAUCCAGAAGUGGAAGGCACAAGUGGUGGAUAUUUCAGUGACUGUAAGUUAGCCAAGCCUUCGAAGCAAGCUCAAGAUAUCACUUUAGCGUGGAAAUUGUGGGAUUUCAGUAUGGAUUUGAUUAAAUAGUUAUGUUUUACUCUUGACAUUAAAAUUGUAUGCUUAAUCUUAUGCGAAACGACAUAAUCAGAAUAUAACAUCAGUUCUGUUUUUGGUAUGAAAUGUAAGUUCACUGUUGUUGGCUGGAAUCA
This is a messenger RNA of Beta vulgaris subsp. vulgaris (sugar beet), 1411 nucleotides long. RefSeq names its product short-chain dehydrogenase TIC 32, chloroplastic. The transcript has 8 exons. The coding region runs from base 222 to 1289 and encodes 355 amino acids. The record is from RefSeq and is a predicted model, not a curated record. Lineage: Eukaryota; Viridiplantae; Streptophyta; Magnoliopsida; Caryophyllales; Amaranthaceae.